AUGGAUCCUACCGAUGAAACCCUAAUGUCAGACGUCGACGGCGGGCUCGAGCCUGUGGCGGCGAUCCUGGCCCUUAUCGGCGUGCUGGGUAUAGUGAACAACUCCACCACCCUGUACCUCGUGGGCCGGUACAAACAGCUCCGGACACCGUUCAACAUCCUGAUGGUUAACCUGUCGGUCAGUGACCUCUUGAUGUGUGUCCUGGGCACACCCUUCAGCUUCGUGUCCAGUCUGCACGGCCGCUGGAUGUUCGGCCACUCUGGCUGUGAGUGGUACGGCUUCAUCUGCAACUUUCUGGGUAUUGUGUCCUUGAUCACCUUGACGGUCAUCUCCUACGAACGGUACCUGCUGAUGAAGCGGCUCCCAAACGAACGUAUUCUGUCGUACCGUGCGGUGGCGCUCGCCGUGGUCUUCAUCUGGUGCUACAGCCUGCUGUGGACGGCUCCACCGCUGGUGGGGUGGAGCAGCUACGGACCGGAGGGAUACGGCAUCUCCUGCUCGGUCAACUGGGAGUCACGCACCGCCAACGACACCUCCUACAUCGUGGCCUACUUCGUGGGUUGCCUGGUCUUUCCCGUCGCCAUCAUAGUUAUCUCAUACACCCGUCUCAUCCUUUACAUGCGUCAGCAACUACCGGACGCACAGCAAGGUGCACAGAAGCAAGCACAAGGUGCACAACAGCAGCCACAAGGUGCACAGCAGCAGGCCCCAUCUGCACCGAUGCAGAUGCUGGUGCGGCGGGAGAAGAGAGUGACCAAGAUGGUGGUGGUGAUGAUCAUGGGGUUCACGAUCUGCUGGACCCCUUACACCAUCGUAGCGCUCAUCGUCACCUGCGGGGGAGAGGGCAUCAUCACCCCGGCGGCUGCCACGGUGCCCGCGCUCUUCGCCAAAUCCAGCGUGGUCUACAACGCCGCCAUCUAUGUGGCCAUGAACAAUCAG
Molecule: messenger RNA, 939 nt
Organism: Branchiostoma floridae (Florida lancelet)
Lineage: Eukaryota; Metazoa; Chordata; Leptocardii; Amphioxiformes; Branchiostomatidae
Product: pinopsin-like
Biological process (GO): visual perception; G protein-coupled receptor signaling pathway
Cellular component (GO): membrane; photoreceptor outer segment
Molecular function (GO): G protein-coupled receptor activity
Source: RefSeq, a predicted model, not a curated record